Molecule: messenger RNA, 1119 nt
Organism: Trichophyton rubrum CBS 118892
Lineage: Eukaryota; Fungi; Ascomycota; Eurotiomycetes; Onygenales; Arthrodermataceae
Exons: 2
Coding region: 1-1119 (372 amino acids)
Biological process (GO): mRNA 3'-end processing
Cellular component (GO): nucleus
Molecular function (GO): protein binding; mRNA binding
Source: RefSeq, a predicted model, not a curated record
AUGCCUGGGGAGUCCUAUAACAACAAUGACUCGACCUUUUCACUUCCCCCGUGUGGGGCAGAGCCCAAAGGUUCUACCACCAUAUCCCAGAUUGGUGUCUUUGAGGAGGGAUCAACAGGUGAUGAAGAUGGAGGGGACGCAGAGUAUGAACCGCCAGCUGCGGCCUUAUCAGCUCAAGUUCAGAAUUCAAUAUCUACUUCUGCAGACAUGUCUCAGCGCUCUCUUUCUGAAAAUAUAAAUGAACCUGUUUCACACAUCCAUGUACAGCAGCAAAAUAUUGCCUCAGAUCAAAACACUCCACCUGUUUCCAUUAAUCUUCCUGCUUCUGAUUCCCACGUUGCUUAUACUGUGCAGAACGAUAGUGCACUUAAACCAAUGCAAGGAGAAUCAAAGACCCCAGGACGAUCCGCUAUUCAAUCCGCGAACAGCUCCCUACCUUCCACGCCGCCAGUUGCUGCAGCCGCCUCUAGGACCCGUCUGCCGCAUGAUCGAGUUGGCAUCCUGGAGGACAGAAUAAAAGCUGACCCUCGUGGCGAUACAGAUGCAUGGCUGGAAUUAAUUAGCGAACAUCGCAGCAGGAACAAGCUUGAUAGCGCUAGACAGGUUUAUGAGAGGUUUUUCAAAGUAUUUCCAUCAGCGGCUGAGCAAUGGGUCGAAUAUGCCACCAUGGAGUCCGAAAAUAACGAACUGUACAAGUUGGAGCAGAUAUUUACUAAAUGUCUUUUAUCUAUACCUAAUGUUCAGCUCUGGUCGUUGUAUUUGGACUAUGUCCGCCGUCGUAAUAACUUGACCACCGAUACAAGUGGCGAUGCACGACGAACCAUCACGUCGGCCUAUGAUCUUGCACUUCAACAUAUUGGCAUCGAUAAGGACUCGGGUAAUAUCUGGGUUGAUUACAUCCAAUUUCUCCGCUCGGGGCCUGGUAAUAUUGGAGGUUCUGGUUGGCAAGACCAACAGAAGAUGGAUCUUCUGAGAAAGGCAUACCAGCGGGCAAUAUGUAUUCCUACGCAGGCCGUCAAUACUCUUUGGAAAGAGUAUGAUCAGUUUGAGAUGGGCCUUAACAAGCUAACAGUAAGUGGCAUACCCUUGACUGGUAGUAAAUUAUUAGGCAUUUGCUAA